GAGUGUUGGAGAUGAUAUCGCGCCGUUGAAGUUGUCGUGGUGUUUUGAGUUUUCGGUGAAAUAGAUAUAGAUAGAUUUGGAAAGAGUGCACAUUGUGGGUGAAGAUGUAACCUGAGUGGUGUGUGAGGGUCAUUAGCGAGCGCUGCUGUAAGAGAUUGAUUGUCCCAGUUGUAAAAUGCCAGGUGUGCAGAGCGAGGGAGCUGCAGUCGGUGUGGGGAGUCCGGUCAGGAAAAACCGUCUGUCUUUAAAGUUCUUGCAAAGAAAAGAAACCAAGCGUGCACUUGACUUUACUGAGCCUCAGGCUGAGGAAUCAAACACUGCAGAACCAGCAGAGGCCACAAGCUGUGAUCAGGUUGUGCCAGCGCCUUGUCCCUCAUCCCUUCCCUGUGAAAAAAGAGAGAACCUAGUACCUUUUGUUGGCCUUAACAAUUUGGGAAACACCUGCUACCUUAACAGCAUCCUUCAGGUCUUGUAUUAUUGCCCAGGUUUUAAAGACGCUGUAAAGUCGCUGUGUCAGUUGUCCAAGUCAAAGGACAAACCGAAAGAAGAAGACACCAAAAAUGCAGAGGGUGAAGCGAGUGAAGUCUCGAUGCCUGUUCACAUGGAGUUACUGCACAGCCUUCAGAGUUUAAUAUCUUCUGUGGAGCAGCUGCAGUCCACUUUUCUGUUUAACCCAGACAAGUAUAACGAAGGAGAGCUGGCCACACCCCCACGCAGGGUACUCAAUACACUCAGACAACUGAAUCCUAUGUAUGAGGGCUAUCUGCAGCAUGAUGCACAAGAGGUACUGCAGUGCAUCCUCGCCUAUAUCCAGGAGGCUUGUGACACCAUUAAGAAAGAUCUUGGAACCAACCAAGCUGAAAAACCAGGGGAGUGUGAGCACAUCACUAAAGGCACAACAACACUUACCCAAGAGGAAGAGGAAAGCUCUGAUGGACAGCUGAGUGGGAAAAGGAAGAGUGACACAGAAGUGGGAAAUGCCAAGAAGAAGCCCAAGUCUCAGGGCAAACCCAAAAAAACCGAAGAAGAAUGCAGACCUUUCACCCGCUCAAAGAGGAAAUCUUCCGGGGAUAUGGCUGGAAAUCCUGUCAGUGCCCAGCCAGAUGUGGCAGAGAAGGACAAUAAGGAAAAAGAGACAGAAAGUAACACGGAGGAAGAAAAGACCGAAGGAACCGCAAAGGAUUCGAAUAAAAGGAAGAAGAGGGUGAAGCUGAACUGGCUAAAACCUUCAGGAAAGCAGCCCAGUAUUUUCUCCAAAUUCCGCAGCAUGGGUCGAAUCAGUUCUCACGUGGGAGACCGAGCAGAAAGCAAGGACCAGGACAAGAGUCACAGUGACCCUCAGGGUAAAGCCACAUCCGAAAGUGAGAAGACCAUCCAAAAUCAAACAGGAACCGGAAGAGAAGCAGAACUCCAAGGCUUGGAUAUGCUGAAGCAGCUGUUCCAGGGUCAGCUGGUGCUGAGGACGCGCUGCCUAGAGUGUGAGUGCUACACCGAGAGGAGAGAGGACUUCCAGGACAUUAGUGUACCAGUGCAGGAGGAAGAGACCAGCUGUUCAGAGGCCAGUUCAGAGAUUUCUCCAGAUCCUAAGCCAGAACAGAAGACCCUGAGGUGGGCCAUCUCUCAGUUCGCCUCUGUGGAGCGGAUCGUCGGUCAGGAUAAAUAUUUCUGCGAGACUUGUCACCACUACACUGAGGCGGAGAGAAGUCUCCUGUUUGACAAGACGCCUGAAGUUGUCACCAUUCACCUUAAGUGUUUUGCAGCCAGUGGCUCUGAGAUGGACCCGUAUGCUGGACUGUCAAAGGUGAACACGCCUCUUCUCACUCCCCUCAAACUCUCCUUGGACGAAUGGACCACACGACCCUCUGGUGGGCACCAGGAGCACCACUACGGACUCUUCGCUGUGGUCAUGCACAGCGGCGUGACCAUCAGCAGCGGCCACUACACCACCUACAUCCGCAUGACGGAGCUCCACCGCACCCAUCUCGAUCCCCGGUCUCAGGAGGAAAGUCAGAAAGAGGAAGACGACGAGACUAAACCUCUGAAGACAGAAGAGGUUCCGCCACCAGACUACGAUGACGGCGAGGUGUCCUUCAGCCUAAACUCUAAAGUGAAGAACAUGGCUGACGGAACCAGUUUGCCUGGCAAAGCCGGAGGAAAGCGGUCCACAGAAGGGGUCGGUCUACUGGGAGGUCAGAGAAGCAUCUCGAACUACGAGAUCAGCGCCAGCAAACAGGUCGCCUCAGAGAAACCUGCUAACGUGCCCACUUACAUCGGUUCUUCCGUGCAGAACGGAGUGGUAAAGAAAGAGAAGGAAGAAGAAGGAGAAGGUGUGAAAGAAGAGAGCCAGGUGAGCUCGGACAUGGCUUUACAGAACCUCCUGGACUACGAAGGGAAGUGGAUGUUGUUUGAUGACUCGGAGGUUAGACUGUUUGAGGAAGAAGAAUUCCUACGUGCGUGUUCUCCCGAGACCUGUUCCACCUCCACACCUUACCUCCUCUUCUACAGGAAGGUCUCGGGAGAAAUAAGAUAAACGAAAACUAAAUAAUGUCCAACAUUUGGAAAGAGGUGGCUUGUCAUGGUUGCACAGGAAGCAAGUGGAGGUUUAAAGGAAUACUCCAGGGAUGAAAAACGAAUUGGUCUUCCACAUGUGAAGCAUGCAGCAUUACCCCAGCAAGCCACACGAGUAGAAAUGUGUCGCCUAUAACAAAGUUCCUGUCUGGGACAUUUGCAUGUGUGCUUCAAAUGCAGAAGGUGAUUGUUUAAAAAAAAAAAAAAAACAUGUAUUCCUUAAAUGCCUCAUAGCUGUAAAUAUAUAUAUGUUUUCUAUGCCAUGAUGCUGUAUCUCUGCCUGUAUGUGAUUUUUCUAUUCUUUUAAUCUAUUUUCUAUUUUUCUUUUUUUUUCUUUUUUGUUCCUUU
Molecule: messenger RNA, 2916 nt
Organism: Clarias gariepinus (North African catfish)
Lineage: Eukaryota; Metazoa; Chordata; Actinopteri; Siluriformes; Clariidae
Gene: usp1
Product: ubiquitin specific peptidase 1
Exons: 9
Coding region: 176-2530 (784 amino acids)
Biological process (GO): protein deubiquitination; regulation of DNA repair
Cellular component (GO): cytosol; nucleus
Molecular function (GO): cysteine-type endopeptidase activity; cysteine-type deubiquitinase activity
Source: RefSeq, a predicted model, not a curated record